This is a messenger RNA of Manihot esculenta (cassava), 1092 nucleotides long. Its product is annotated as receptor-like protein 9b. The record is from RefSeq and is a predicted model, not a curated record. NCBI's taxonomy places the organism in Eukaryota, Viridiplantae, Streptophyta, Magnoliopsida, Malpighiales, Euphorbiaceae. Gene Ontology annotation, molecular function: protein binding. Bases 316 to 882 code for a protein of 188 amino acids. The transcript has 2 exons.
AAAUUCACUCUGCUCAGUUGGUUUACCCUUCAAAAUUUAAUGAACUUAUUUUUUGUAUUUAUAUAUUUUUAAAAAGUAUAAAUGAAUAAAAAAGACAUCUAUAUUAAGAAAAGUAAAAGAUAAGUUGCUUUCUUGUGGAAAAUUAAUGGAAAUCGUUGAAGGAAUAUGAUAUUAAUUGGAAAAUAUAUAUUUUUUAGGGGAUGAUUUAAUUGAAUUACAAAACAUCCAAUGCCAUGUUGGGUCCUUGCCCUAUAUAUAAUAGGGCAAAGCUUGUGCGUUAAGAGCAAGUGAUACUAUCAACUAGAAAUAUUAAAAAUGAAGGUGAUGAAGGUGUGCUUUAUGGUAUUAGUAAUGAUAAUGGUUUUAUUAUUACAAGAGAUUUGGUGCUCUGCUGAUUGUUGGGAGACUGACAGAAUUGCUCUCUUGCAACUUCAGUCUCAUCUCAAUUAUUCUCUUCAACAUGAUCCAAAUAUUCUUUUCUACUAUGAUUAUUCCACAUCUUUUUCGGAAAUUGAUGUUAUCAAGUGUUGUGAUUGGGAAAGAGUGAGGUGUAGUGCUACCACAGGACGUAUUAUCCAACUCAAUCUUGACAGUAUAAGAGAUUUUUCAGCAGGAAUGUGGUAUCUAAAUGCCUCUUUGUUUCUUCCAUUCCAACACCUCAACCAUUUAGACUUAAACUACAAUCAGAUUGCAGGUUGUUUUAAGAAUGAAGGUUUUGAAAGGCUAUCCUCACUUGAGAAUUUGGAGUUUCUUAAUUUAGGUCUUAAUAAAUUCAACACUGAUAUUUUAUCAUCUCUAGCUCAUCUCUCAUCUUUAAAAUAUUUAUAUCUAAAUGAUAAUGACAUGAAAGGAAGAAUUAAUACUGAAGGUGAGCAUACAUAAUUAAUUUUCUCCAUCUUUAUAUAUUUUCUCAUACCAUUAUAUAUUCUUAAUUAGUUGCUUGUGAGUGUAGAAUUGAACAACUUGACAAAUUUAAAAAAUUUGAUCAUAUCCGGGAACAAAAUUAAAGGGUUUAAGUCUUUCAAUGGUACGUAUAAUUAUUUAUUCAUAAUAUUUUAUUUUUUUUUCUUGAAUAAGUAAAAUAAAAAAAAU